Messenger RNA from Ochotona princeps (American pika), 1769 nucleotides. RefSeq names its product regulator of chromosome condensation 1 (gene RCC1). Lineage: Eukaryota; Metazoa; Chordata; Mammalia; Lagomorpha; Ochotonidae. Bases 215 to 1618 code for a protein of 467 amino acids. Gene Ontology annotation, molecular function: guanyl-nucleotide exchange factor activity. The record is from RefSeq and is a predicted model, not a curated record. Gene Ontology annotation, cellular component: cytoplasm. The transcript is spliced from 10 exons.
CGGGGGCCUGUGUGUGUCAGACUUCCCAACGUGGGCAUCCCGGGAGGUCACUCUCCCCGGGCCCUGUCCUGGUGGCACAUGGGAGCUGAGGGCUCUGCCCCGUGACGUACAGUCCCCUUCCACGACGUUGGAGAGAAAGCCGGGCCUUCGGGUCUGCGCCUGCAUAUUCCUACAGCUUCCCAGAGUCCAUGGACCGUGACUGGGGAGACAAACCAUGCAGGAAACAGCUCUAGGCUCGCUGCUGGGGCGCCGGCUCGCGAGGAAAUCAUGUUUGACUCUGAUCUUCACGCUUCUCUUUCAGGAGAGCAAAGGAGCAGAAUGUGGUGUUUGGACAUCGAUGGUGGACAAGAACAUGCCACCCAAGCGCAUGGCCAAGAGAAGGUCACCCCCAGAAGAUGCCAUCCCCAAAAGCAAGAAAGUGAAGGUCUCACACAGGUCCCACAGAACAGAAGCAGGCUUGGUGCUGACACUGGGCCAAGGCGACGUGGGCCAGCUAGGGCUGGGUGAGAGUGUGAUGGAAAGAAAGAAGCCAGCUCUGGUACCCAUUCCAGAGGAAGUUGUGCAGGCCGAGGCCGGUGGCAUGCAUACUGUUUGCCUAAGCAAGAGUGGCCAGGUCUACUCCUUCGGCUGCAACGAUGAGGGCGCCCUGGGAAGGGACACGUCCGCGGAGGGCUCAGAAACAGUGCCUGGGAAGGUGGAGCUGCAAGAGAAGGUGGUGCAAGUGUCCGCAGGAGACAGCCACACAGCAGCCCUCACCGAGGAUGGCCGCGUCUUCCUGUGGGGAUCCUUCCGGGACAACAAUGGUGUGAUUGGGCUGCUGGAGCCCAUGAAGAAGAGCAUGGUGCCCGUGCAGGUGCAGCUGGAUGCUCCUGUGGUGAAGGUGGCUUCAGGAAAUGACCAUUUGGUGAUGCUGACGACCGAUGGCGACCUCUAUACCUUGGGCUGCGGGGAGCAAGGCCAGCUGGGUCGUGUGCCUGAGUUAUUUGCCAACCGUGGUGGCCGGCAGGGUCUGGAGCGACUCCUGGUCCCCAAGUGUGUGCUGCUGAAAUCCAGGGGAACCCGGGGCCAUGUGAGAUUCCAGGAUGCCUUCUGUGGUGCCUAUUUCACCUUCGCCAUCUCCCGAGAGGGCCAUGUGUAUGGCUUCGGCCUCUCCAACUACCAUCAGCUUGGAACCCAAGGCACAGAGUCCUGCUUCAUACCCCAGAACUUGACAGCCUUCAAGAACUCCACCAAGUCCUGGGUGGGCUUCUCAGGGGGUCAGCACCACACGGUCUGCAUGGACUCUGAAGGAAAAGCAUACAGCCUGGGCCGGGCUGAAUAUGGGCGACUGGGCCUGGGUGAGGGUGCCGAAGAGAAGAGCGUCCCCACCCUCAUCUCCAAGCUGCCUGCUGUCACCUCCGUGGCCUGUGGGGCCUCUGUGGGCUAUGCUGUGACCAAGGAUGGUCGUGUCUUUGCCUGGGGCAUGGGCACCAACUACCAGCUGGGCACGGGGCAGGACGAGGACGCCUGGAGCCCCGUGGAGAUGACAGGAAAGCAGCUGGAGAACCGUGUAGUGUUGUCUGUGUCCAGCGGUGGCCAGCACACAGUCUUGUUAGUCAAGGACAAGGAACAGAGCUGAUGAAGCCUCUGGGGGCUGGCCUGGCCCUCGCCCACCCUCGUGGAACAGAGAUGCGGUGACAACUCCAGAUCCCAGCAGGCCCUUCCCCAGCCCUGAGCACUGUUAUCGCCUGCCAUUCUCCCAUCAGCAGAACAGAAUCCUUUUCCUCUUC